AUGGACGCUGGCGGUCUUGCUCAAAUGACUUACAAUUCGUCCUUCGGUAACGGCAACGGCCUUGGAGUUCCGGGUUCCGGGUUCGCUUCUCGGAGAAAGGGCUCCCACGUCAAACGCUUGAGUGUGCCUCCUCCCCACAUCUCGACCAUCGAUGAGUCUCAGCCGUCUGCACCGAUUCCUCCCACCCCUCGCACUAGUCGUUCGCAUCUUUUGGCGGGUCUGAGAACUGCUCCCAAAUCUGCGACCUUGCCCUCAGCCGCUCACCGUCAGCAGCAUCUUGGCCUGGAAACAGGACGAUAUGGAGCACAUUCCGGUGGCGCGGCUGAACGUGUUCCGCAGACUGCGACGGGCGCUGCCUUUCCCCGACACUCGUUCGCCACGAAUCAAAAUAUGGACAUGGGAACCGGUCGCCCAAUGUACACUCUGCCGGAGCAGGUGCUUGCACCUCCGGCUCUGGACAUCGCCGGCGAUAUGCCUAUUGACGACAAUCUUUAUGCGGAAUUGAUGUCGACGAAUCUUUUCCUGGCUGCCCAGCAGCAGCGCUUGCAGCAGCAAUUGAUCAGUGUGACCGCUGCAGCACAGCAGUUUCAGGGACUCAAUCUCGGAAACUCCUCUAUGGGUCACAUGCCUGAGAUACCCUCUCUUUCCGUCCCUGCCAUGGGCUUUUACCAACAGCAACUACAGCAGGGUGUACAGCCAGUGGUACAGCCCGUCCCUGGUCAGCCGGGACUUUUCUCUGUGUACAACCCUCUGACUAGUCAGCAAAAUUAUAUCUAUGACAACACUUACAUGCAAGACAACGCGUAUUCUCCCUACCGGGAAGAGGAGGAUCAGUAUCCCGUCAUGCAAGCACCUACCUUCCGUGCUGAGGUCUCCCCGCCGCCUGAGUCGGCGCCAUCUCCCCUGAACCGGCCGCAGACAAGGUCACCCCCCAAUGCGAGCCCAUCGCCACCUCGGGAGGUCGCCCCUCUUCCCCCACCGUCCGCCAACGCUUUCCGUCGGGGCCACAAGAAGAGUUCCUCUGUCAGCCCCGUAGCUCGUACCACGAUUGACACCGCGAGGGCCAACAAUGUCUCCAUCACUGCUGCAGGUCCUAAGUCGGCUGUCUUUCCCCCGACUCCCGCUACGGGUACUUUCGGACCAGGUCAAGGCCGUGCCGGCGAGCAUCCCGUUCGCCAACCCCGCGGCCCCCCUUCCCUGGAAGAACUUGUUGCGAAGCCGACAUCCAAGCAUGAGGGAAGCAAAAAUUUUGCCACCCGCCAACGUCGCCGUGCUCUCCACAGUCUUGUGCGAGCAGGCAUCGAGCGACGCGGCGAAACCCGGAGCUUUGGUUACAACAGCAGCGGUGGCACCAAUACUCCAGCAAGCGAGAAGGAUUUUGCAUUCUCUGAUGGGGACGAUGCUACCGUGCGUAGUGGAAGCCUUUCGAGCAAGCCAAGCCUAGGCAGCUUGCGCGCCGUUGCCAAUGGAGCCAUUGGUUCUGAGCGGAAAGAGCGUUCUUCCCGGGAGCGCAAGUCUCAGGACAGCCCGUACAAUACGACCACUCCCAUUAGCGAGGACGGCAAUUUCUUUGGUGGCAAGUUCGCGGAUCUCCGAACGGAGCAGGCUCCUCCUCCAAGCGGCCCACCAUCCGUCGCUGCUGUCGUCGCAGGUCAGAAGACGGUAGCUCCGGGUCCCGAGAGGCGCAAGACGCCAAUGCUUGUGCUCUCCAGCGCCGAAAAGCGCAAGACCCCGUUCAUGUAA
Messenger RNA from Aspergillus clavatus NRRL 1, 1743 nucleotides. RefSeq lists its product as uncharacterized. Lineage: Eukaryota; Fungi; Ascomycota; Eurotiomycetes; Eurotiales; Aspergillaceae. The transcript has a single exon. The coding region runs from base 1 to 1743 and encodes 580 amino acids. The record is from RefSeq and is a predicted model, not a curated record.